AUGGCCUCCAUCCUCCUCCUCCUGGCCGCAGCAGCCUCCACCGUCCUCGCCGAUGGCCAAUACCGCUCGCGUCCGGACCUCUCCCCGCCCCAGCUGAACGUCACCGUCGAGGCUCCCGACGCCAAUGGCACCGAGUACGUGUUCGUUGCGCCGUACGGAGGCUCUCUCGCGCAGCCGGGCGCCUACAUCUAUCGCAAGAACGGCGACCUGAUCUGGUCCGGCAUCGGCUACUACGCGGGCUUCGUGGGCAACUUCCACCGCACCACGUACAACGAGCAGCCCGUGCUGCAGGCCUUCCAGGGGACCAUUGAUAACACCCAUGGCGAAGGCUGGGGGUACCAGGUGCUCUUGGAUCAGAACUACCAGCACGUCGCCACGGCCAAGGCGGCCAACCACCGCGUGCCUUCCAUCCACGAGUUCAAUGUCAUUGAUGGGAAGACCGCGUUGGUGGAGGUGUACACCCCUACACCUUGGAAUCUGUCAGCGUAUGGGGGGAACGCGUCGCAGCAGUGGAUUGGGGAUGGGUAUUUCCAGGAAUUCGACAUCGCAACCGGCGACCUGAUCUUCGAAUGGAACGCGCUCGACCACAUCGAUCCAGCUGGUACGUAUCCCCAGCCUCUCUCUUCCGUCAUACCAAACACCAAACUAACCCCGACCCAAACAGAAAGCCUGAUCUCCCUCGCCUCCGCGGCGGCCGACAGCGCCCUCACCGCCUCGACAAGCUGGGACUUCAUCCACAUCAACAGCGUCGACAAAGACAGCGAGGGCAACUACCUCGUCUCGUCCCGGCACCUCUCCACCAUCUUCAAAGUCAACGGCACCGACGGCCGCAUCCUCUGGCGAUUGAGCUAUUCCAACCCCUCCACCUUCACUCUGCCCACGGGCUUCGCCUUCGGCUUCCAGCACCACGCCCGCUGGCACGCCCAGUCUGCAACCAAAGAGACCAUCUCCUUCUUCGACAACUCCAACGCCGGCACCGGACUAGUGUACAACAACGUCUCGCGCGCGCUCGUCGUGGAACUCGAUCUCCAAACCAAGACAGCGACGGUGCUGCGCGAGGCGCCCGCGCCGUACAGCAUCAGCGCGGCCUCGCAGGGCGACGCGCAGUUUCUGGACGAUGGGCGCGUCUUCGUGAACUGGGGGUCGGCGGGCGCGGUCACGGAGUUUGAUGCCGACGAUGACGUGGUGUAUCAUGCGUGGAUCGCCGGGAACGGAGCGAUGAGUUAUCGUGGGUUUUUGGGGAAUUGGACGGGGACCCCCGCGGAGGCGCCGGCCAUCGUGGCGUAUUUGGAUGACAGUGCUAAGCGGGAUGAGUUGAGGGUGUAUGUGUCCUGGAAUGGGGAUACGGAGACGGUCGGGUGGCGGUUUUAUGGGCUCAGUCUGGGGACGGGGAGGAAUGCCACGACCUCCGGGCCGGUGUUCCUGGGCCAGGUGGAGAGAAGUUCGUUCGAGACGGUUUUGAUCACGGAUCGUGUCGGGGUGGUUGGGUCCACGGGCAGGGUUUAUGCUGUGGCUGUGGGGAAGGAGGGUGGUGUUUUGGGACGGACGAGGGCGGUGCCUGUGCAGGAGUGGGUGGCCUUGGUUUGA
Messenger RNA from Aspergillus aculeatus ATCC 16872, 1587 nucleotides. RefSeq names its product arylsulfotransferase family protein. The record is from RefSeq and is a predicted model, not a curated record. The transcript has 2 exons. Lineage: Eukaryota; Fungi; Ascomycota; Eurotiomycetes; Eurotiales; Aspergillaceae. Bases 1 to 1587 code for a protein of 528 amino acids.